Cephus cinctus (wheat stem sawfly) is the source of this 7490-nucleotide messenger RNA. RefSeq names its product synaptotagmin-10. Lineage: Eukaryota; Metazoa; Arthropoda; Insecta; Hymenoptera; Cephidae. The transcript is spliced from 10 exons. Gene Ontology annotation, molecular function: SNARE binding; calcium ion binding; clathrin binding. Gene Ontology annotation, biological process: regulation of calcium ion-dependent exocytosis; calcium-ion regulated exocytosis; regulation of dopamine secretion. Gene Ontology annotation, cellular component: membrane. The record is from RefSeq and is a predicted model, not a curated record. The coding region runs from base 1809 to 3263 and encodes 484 amino acids.
CCGAGAUUUGGGAUUCUCUAUAACCUUUUCUUUUUCAUUGGGAACAUAUAGAGUUACGUAAAGCGUAUACGACAUUGUUCCACUUUGUGCGAAUUUUCAUAGCUAGGGUAUUUCUCGUAUUUGAGUACAAUUCAAAUAGUACUAUACGGGAAUAUUAAAUAAGAUUUAUGAAUAUGCCAAUACGUGACUCGAAGGGAUUACACGACUUCUGGAUUUAAAAAUGACGUGACUGAAAUUAAGAUUCGUUAUACCGAAUCUCUAAUGGGAAUUACAAGAAAUCCUCGAAGCAGCAGCCUAAUUUUUCAAAAUAUCUGAAAGCAAUGUCGAACUGAAAAGUUUUAAUAAUAUCAAAAUACCAAUUUAUAAGUAAAUAGAUAUAAAAAAAGUGAAAAACAUAUUCUUUAUUUUCUUUUCAAAAUUCUUCGUUUUUUAUAUCACGAAAUGUUAUUUGACGCAAAGUACAAGAUUACUGAGAACUGUCAUGUAGUCACUCGCUCAUCUAUUCGUUAAAUUCCAUUCGGUUCUUUUCUCCCGACGCCCAACGCUAAAUCUUCGAAAAAUACGUGACUGAAAAAGAACCGGCCAUCAAUAACGUUUACAUACGGCUAUUAAUUUUUAUUAAUAACCAGGCGAGUGGUUAAAAAAAUAGUAAAAAGGACGACCUCGUUAGUAUAAAAACAGAGCCCAUAUAUACAAUGAAGCUACAUCGAUCCGUAGGAUGAUCUUGAAACAAUAUUCACGCCACGUGCAGAUAUCGCUACACGCACGGGGAUCAAUCGAAAGCGCGCAGAUAGUGCGCUUCUGUGAGCUGAGCUUGCAGCAGGUACUCCAGGCAACCUGAGAAAAUGUCGACCUUGAGUGAACUCGGAUCGAUCGCGACCUUGAAAGGCUCCGUCUGGCAGGAGCAUUUCGGUGGAAACGGCCGGUAUAGGAUACGGCGUUCCUCGCGUGCAACAAGUACUGCGUUAUAUUCAGCUACCUACUGCAACUGGUUGGAUGACAAGAGGAGGCCCGGGCUAUCAUGUGGUAAAGAGGUAAAGAGACAGAAGGAGACCUUGAAAAGGGUGAAGGAGACGGAUGAUAGCGACUGAAGGUAAAGUGUAUUCGUGUUGAGGAGAUCAGAGUGGAGUAGGGUGUGGAGUACAGUUGACUGGGUUGAAGGAGGUGACGAGGACGUGCGAGUAGAAGGAUCAUGUGGUGGUAGGUAGACUGAUAUGAGAAAAAAAGUAUGAGCACAGUUGCCCAGGGCGGAAGUGAUGUGGGUCUGUAGGUAGAAGAGGACGCGAGAGGAUAUCUAACCAGAGAGAGGGAGAAAGAGAUUGAGUAUCGGUAGAAGGUAUGGGAGUGAGAGAGUAUCACCUGGAGAGGGAUGAAGAGGAGGGAUGGAGAGCAGAGGGUGAGCCGUUAUCGGGAAAGAAAGCCGGGACCUUCACCGAGACCCAGUUGGUCGACAUUGCCCCUGUGCUCGUCGACGUAGCCGCACCCCACCCUAGUGGUCUCAGCAUCCUCACCAGCAUCAGCAUCAGCAGUAGCAGCAGCAACCCCUGCCAUCCCUAUCCAUCGCAAGCCAGCUAGCUCACCUCCAGCCUGCCCUCUCCCUGCCCUCUCCCUGUGGAUCCCUGUUUCUGGCCUAGCCCGUAUCGUAUAGGGGCCUAGGGGUUGCCCGUGACGUCAGCGAACCGCGCAUGCGCGGAACACCGAGACGUCGACGCCGGCGCUGCUUCCUCUGCACGGCAGACACCGCGGCACGAAUCACACGAAAGACACCGGGACUUAUCUCGAUAACCUGCUCUCACUGAGUACUCGUCAUGGGAGUGGUGAAGACAGCCUCUGAAAGCAUUCUCGAGGAAACCGUCGUGCCGAGCGAAGAAGCCAAUCACUCGUUGCAGGGGCAUGCCGAAGAGUGGAGUGAGAGCUUUCCUUAUCAGCUUCUAAUAGGAACUGGCGGAGCACUAAUGGCUCUUGUACUUCUUGCUGCUGUGAGUUUUCAAUGCUCAGCUACAUGGAAAUGGCUCAUGGGCGUCGCAAGGCAGGAAAACGACGACGACGCCGACGGUGACCUCUCGCAGCAGAAUGCAAUACGUAUCAGUCAUUCGUUGCCGGAUCUUCAAUCAGAGCCAAUUACUCAUGAGUACGUGCAAGAGCAAAAAGACAGUAAGAAGGUGCUAAGGCAGACGACGCUACCGAUAGUUCCCAUGAGACAUCAGACCUUUCAGCGACAACUGUCACAUCGUCUCGACUUGCCAAAUAUCAAGUUUAGUAUCUGCAGUUUGGAGAAUCGUAGCGAUUCGAGUCUUGGUCUUAUCAAGCCGGAACUGUACAAAAAAGAUCUUGUGCGACAGGGAAGUACUGAAAGUUCAAGUACCGUAGAAAUGGAAUAUGCUGGAAAGUUACACUUCGCGCUUCGUUACGAUAAGGAGAUAGAGGGCCUCGUUGUUAAGGUACUAGAAGCUCGUGAAUUGCCCAUAAAGGAUGUGACUGGUAGCAGCGAUCCUUACGUUAAGGUUUAUCUGUUGCCCGACAGAAAGAAGAAAUUUCAAACGAAAGUGCAUCGCAAGAAUUUGAAUCCAAUUUUUAACGAGACUUUUAUCUUCAGUGUACCGUACGACGAUUUACGUGAACGUUACCUACAAUUUUCGGUUUACGAUUUUGAUCGAUUUUCUCGCCACGAUCUGAUUGGUCAGGUGGUUUUAAAAGGACUGCUGGACUGUACCGAUCUGGAGCAAGAAAUUGAAUACACAAUGGAUAUCCUAUGCGCGUUACAGGAAAAGGUGGAUUUAGGCGAAUUGAUGCUAUCCCUCUGCUAUUUACCAACAGCGGGCCGUCUAACGUUAACAGUGAUUAAGGCGAGAAAUCUUAAAGCCAUGGAUAUAACAGGCUCUUCUGAUCCUUACGUGAAAGUCUACCUACUCUGCCAAGGUAAGCGAAUAAAGAAGAAGAAAACAACCGUCAAGAAAAAUACAUUGUGCCCCGUCUACAACGAAGCACUGGUGUUCGACGUUCCCGCUGACAACGUCGAGGAAGUCAGCCUCAUAGUGAAAGUGAUUGACUAUGACAGAAUCGGAUCGAACGAGCUCAUGGGCUGCACAGCGAUAGGCUCCAGUUUUAUUGGUAUCGGUCGAGAUCACUGGCUGGAAAUGCUGGACAAUCCAAGGAAACCAGUGGCUCAGUGGUAUCCACUUCUGGAGACUGUUGCUGGCCACAUUCCAGCGGUCACCUCGGAACCACUUCCAGUGAGCCUCAGCUGCUUGAAUAGCAGAUGAAGGCAAUACACCCGGUGCAGAGAAUGCAGAAGCUCGCGAAUUCUAUUGGACGUUGACUAGGCGUACGUCCCUCUUCUGUCACUUUAUGCACACUGCUUGACUGACUUAAGUACAACCUACGUCUUGAAGAUCGACAGAUUUUACGUGGAUCUGUGCUUUUGGAAACUCGUGGACAAGCGUAGAACGGUUAACGAGAGAUGGCGGCACUGGAUCGUUAUGUGGUUAUUCAUGAUGUGUCCUACGUUUUGCCACUGUACUGUGGGUGAGAAUGAAAAUUUGAAGUUUUUUUCGCAGGUUUUGAAUAUUACAGGGAUCAACUGUAGCGAAUUACUUUUCCUUCGGGUUUUAAUUGAUCGUUAACACUGAGAUCAGGAAUGGUUAUGUCAAGUGAUCGAAUAUAUUAGGUUUUGGAAUAUUACUCUUAAAACUGUCGAAAAGCCUUAAUAUCUAUAUUGGAUAAACUAAUGAAAAUGGUGAAACAGUACCUUUGGGUAUUUUGGAUAAUUAACAAAAGCACGUGUACUGAAUGUAGAUCAUAGAUAUGUCAGUGCGAUAGGCGUUGAAUAUCUAUGAAAGCGUUUUAACCAUUACAGGUAUAUGUACUCUGGUCGAUUGCAAAUACGUAUGAAAGAAAAGAGUUCCCUCAUACAUAAUAUAAAUUUUUCUUUUUAUUUUAUCGAUUCAAAGACGUAGAGUAGCCAGGUGUAUUACGAUGUAAACUAACGGUACACAAUACUGAGUGUGAAUUUCGAUGUAAAUUUUGUUCAGUGUAUUAUCAAAAUUAUAAAUAAAAUCAUAAUCAAUGGAAUUUAUCAGUUUUGAUGAAAGUUUCAACAGAGAAAUAAAUACGGAAAGUAUAUGAGAAAUAAUUUUCACAAAUUUUCUAAAUCGAUAGAAACUAGUGUGAUGCUUUGUACGGGAAAUAAAAAGAUUCAUUGGUCAAUUAAAAAACAUUCCAUGGGAAAAUUUUGAUGAAUUAAUUAUUCAGAAAAGUUAUUAUCUACGACUGUAUAGAAUAUAUAGGUUUGGAAGCAUACGAGUCGUACCAGAAUCGAGAGGACAAUAAAUGACGAAAAAUCUUUGUUGAAGAUGUCGGUAGUGUUUAUGAAGAUUAAUUUUUUUUCCACAUAUAUGAUUAAGGAUGACGCAAUAGACGAUUUGGCGUUAACUGUUUCACGCUUGCUAUCUGGAGUCCAACUUCUAUGCAAAUAUUGUAUUCACGAGAUAAAUGUUAUCAAGUCCUGAAAUAAAAAAGAAAAAAAAAGAAGAUGGCUCUCUUUGUGAUAUAAUAUACGGAAUAUUAAACGGAUAACGUUAUACAGUGUGAUUUCGACAUUGUGCAACCGUUGCUGCUUUGUACACUUAAACGGAGAGAAUUUUUCAUUAAAAGUUUCUAUGAAAAUCACGGUAAUUACGGGACAUCGUGGUAUUUCAUAACAUAUUACCCUAUAUAUUUAAGAGCAAUUCGCGAAAAUAUACUAAAAAGUAAGCAUAACAUGGCAGUUUUUACUGAAGUGUACGGUAAAAAUUUCGAAAUUUGAAAAUAUUUAAUGUAAAACUAUAGUCUUUAUCUUGUUGAAUUUAAAGCCAACUAAAUAAGCCGAAUUAUCUCGUGCGCUACAUUUAACUUUACCGUGGAAUGCAUUACUUUUUAUACCUUUGAAGUUAACCACGAAAAACAUUGUGACUUUUUAUACGUUUUACAAAUGUAUGGUUUGGUUGUUACACGUUCGGUGCAUAUAAGCAAUGAUAGUUAAUUUGUUGUUAGGAAGAGGUAUUAAUUUAAUAAAUUGUUGUUUAAUUCAUAUUUAUUUAUUUUAGUUAUUCUCUCAUAUAGGUGCAGAGCAUUAUAAAUAAGUAUUCGAAAAGUAUAAUUCAGGUUAAUAAAUUUAGGUUUGUUGAACAGUCUUCUACCGUAGAGAACGAAUGUAUGAGCUAAUUUCAGCUGAUGCAAUGUUCCUAAAUAACACUAUACGUUAUCACUUCAUCAGUUUUUGGUUAUUUAAGUUAGAUUUUUUAGUUGUAAAAAGAUAUACAAUUUUACAUUGAUCCAGGUAAAUUUUACUAUGGAACGUAGUAAAAAUUGCAAAUAACAAUAUUUACCGUGUUCACUGUAAAAUUUACUUGUAACCACUGAAAAUAUCGUGGGUUAUAACUAUAAGCAAUAAGUAAUGAAAUGGUAACGAUGUCCCACGAUUACUGGUUUCUACGGUAAAUUUUAUCAUGAAUUUCACAGGAAAAAUUAACGAAAAAUUCUCUCCCUAUAUACACGGUAAACUCAAAAAUUCGAUCUAAAGGAAGUUGAUAAUAAUGUACGAUAUUAUAAGUAAUCUAGAGAAUGAGAAAAAAAAUGAAUAGAGAAAAACCUAAGAAGCAAGUUAUAUGUACAGAAUAUCUAUACUAGCAAUGUAAUCUAGGAAGUUGUUCGAGAAGGAGAGGAAUGCGAAAAGUGUGGUAAAAAAUACAUAUUUGAAUCGAAAGAAUUUUCGAAUCUAAGACAUUGUAUAAGAACAAGAUUGGACAACGAUGAUUAAAAACAUGAUUUCUAUGUCCGAAAAGAAACCUAGAAAUAGUUUUGACGGUUGACGUAAAAUUCCUUAAUUCCGUUAAAUUUUGAAAAUAUUUGUGUAAAAUAUCCUAAAUUCGAAUUUACGUAAUAAUCUAUGAGCUGUUUCGGCUUUAUAAGAGUUUUAAGUUAUAAAAUGCGUGCGUAUUUGAUAAUUGAAAAGAAAUAUCUAUAAAAGUUACACGUUGUCCUAUCGUGCAAUUUAGCGUGUGGAUAAUACGAAUUUGAACUGUGAAUUAAUGAUUUACAAUCUGCAUUAAUGCAUAUUGUAAUUUCACACUUGAAAUUACUUUGCAAUCAGUGCGAUUGCACUUCAUUAUUAAAUCCUGAAGUCGUAACGAAACGAGCUUCAACCAAUGCGUAAUUGAUUGUUGGCGAUGUUACUCGAUGAAAAGCAAACUUAAUUAUUCGUGUAAGACUUUAAUCGACUGUCCUUCAGGCUGACGAUAAGCUGUCCCAAGUAGUUCGAUGUAGAGACGAAUACCUACUUGAAAUUAGUAAAUUCAAAAAGUCGUACCUUCGUUGUAACAUUCUUUUUACUUGCUUCUUAAUUGGAGCAGGAAUCGGAUCGGCGUGAUUAAAUAGUUAUAUUAUUAAAUUAUCCACAAGUGUAGAAUAUAAUAUUGAAUAUCCGAGCAAAUUUAUGUUAGCUGAUGAGUAUAAGUUUUCGGGCUGUAAAAUGAUGAAACUUGAAAGAAAAAGAAAUUUCGAAAAUUACUUUAUCGAGACUUUUCAAUCUCGUAUAUUAAACUUUUGUUUCAGAAUAAAGUUGUUCAAACUCGUUUUAUAUAAUCAUAAGUAAACCAUUUCGAAAAGUGACGUCAUUUGAAUAAUUAUGAAAACUGGAUAUGUAUUACAAGUUCUCAGCUAACAUAAUCGAAGAAUAGUUCGCGUAGAGUAUCAUGUAUUGGACGUAUGUUCGAUAGUGGUAAUUAAGUUAGUGAUAAUAAUUAUUUUUCAAUUGCGCAAUUGCGGCAGAUGUAAUAAUCUAUACAAGUGACAUUCCCGUUAUUUUUAUUGAUAACCUUUUUUUGACUGUAUCAUGAAAAAGUAAAACUUCGGAGGAACUUCACUUAACUUUAUUAUCCAAGCGAAAACUGAUAACUCAAUCAGUGUAUAUUUGUGAGAGAAAAAAAUUGAAAAAUGCUACUUGAAAAUAAAUUGAAGUGUAUGGAAUAGAAUUCACAUAAACGGUAAUGGAGUACGAAGACGCCUGUAGCAAUUUAGCAUUCGCAUAGAAAUUGUAUAGAUAAAAUUGAAUUAUAGAAAAAAAAAGUAAUUAAAGAUACAUAAUAAGCUUAGUGUCCAUUAGAUUUAGUCCGAUACAUUAUAUUCUAAGUGUAUGGCCAGUAUGUUACAUGGGCACGAUAUACAUAAGACUUUCACAUAUCAGUAAUGCUCGAUGGAUAGAUAGAUAUAAAAAUGACGGCGAUUCGAUCAGUAUGAUAUACGUUAGGUUUCAAUGCUCACCUUGCCGAAGGCCUGCUCCAAUUAAAAAAAUACAACAGUAGCAAGUAACUAAUGGAUUGAACUGCGGAAGUCUCAGUAUCGAUAAUAUAUACUUUUCUAAUAAAUAAACAUCUAUUCUGUAUUUGGGCAUACAAUGUCCCAAUGUGAUUGUGAAAGAAAAUAAAUCAAUAUUACAUAACAUGGUAAUGGAA